GCCUGAUUGCGUUGUACGACUAAGUUGAUUACAUGUAGUGAAGUGGACGACUUCUUAGAUGAACCAUGAAAGUUUCUACAUUAGCUAUCUUAUGCUGCAUUUCAUUAUGCAGUGUCUUUAAAGCAGUAUUUUGCAAUUCCAACGCGGACCACAAAUGCGAAAGCCUUGCAAAUACUCCUUUUAAUGUCUGUACAUCAGCGGGCUACAAUUAUACUUUGCCACUACCAAAGAAGCUAACCGGGCGACUAAAGGAUGGCAUCUCAUUGUUCGUGAAACAUACUAUAGCGUCAUGGGAGAACUGCUCAGACCUCAAUUUGGCGGCGACCAUGGAGUGCUCGGCUAUGUUGCCCAAGUGCAGUGGUGAUGGAAAAAGAGUGCUUCCUUGCAAACGAGUCUGUGGAGAGUUUUUGAAGCAGUGUAUAAACACUGCAAGUGGAUUUACCGCCCUUUAUUUGGAUCACCUACUCAGUAUGUGCCACAUUCUCCCUGACUAUGAAAAGUCAAACGAUGAGAAGUGUUACGAGCCGCCUAACUUCAGCAUAAACGACAGCAUACCAAGUAAGUAUCGAUACGUCCUCAAUGAUUCGAUCGACCAAACUGAAAACGGCACGCAACUCUUUUUUAUGUAUGCAUGCAGAGUUGUGGCACCCUCCUACUGAAAUUUUACGGCCGAAUCGAAAUGUGGUAAAAUUUAUCAGUUAGAGACGGUGUGGUACAGGUCUUUAGGGUCGUGUGUGUUAUUACACAGCUCACUGAUUAGUCAUUUGGUUAACAUUACUAUGCUUGAAUAGGAUAUGUUUGCAUUAUUUUCAAAACAUGUCUUUUUUACUGACUUCGAAUAAUUAACUGUCAGUAUGGUCAGUCUUAAAACAAUAACAUCGCUAUCCAUCUAUAAUAAGAUAAAGAACGGGAAAUAUGCACUGACAAAGUGUAGCGAUAAAAAGCGAGAGUCUGAGAGUUACAUAAUAUAUGUAUAUACGCAGUGGAGAUAACAACAGCUGAACAUGAUAUACCCCAAAUCGGCUUAAAUCUCCCAAACGCCAAAGUUUAACUACGUUUUUAGCCUUCUUUAAUUUCAAAGCUAAGACGUCCCACCACGCAUAUCACUGGACGAAAAAACGGAUUUGCCUAAGUUUGCUAGUUGAGCAAAUCUAUUGUAAAUUUAGGGUACUAAUGUUGCUACUUAUUUGUUCUUGGUGCAAUUUUUGUUCGAAAGUGAAAGUUUACUUUUCUGCAAGGGUGGCGUAAAUGUGGAGUAAAUAUCAAGUUUACAGAUAUUUUGUUUCACUUUUGCUCCCCAUAGUAAAUUUGGUGUUUAGAUUCAAAUUUGCCGACAUUUUGUUCUCUGUGUAAAAAUCGAACGUCAAAAAUGAAUGUUUGCUUGAUAUUUUCUGGCAUAGCAAAGUUAAUGUGUAAAUUUAUGGUUACUAGAGGCGUAAAUUUAAGCAAAAUAUGAUCAAAGAACUAUCUUUACGACCACUUUAACCAACGUUUGCACAUUUACCAAACUUCACAGUGUUAUUUCACGCAAGUUUUGAUUUUCCAUUGCCCCGUUUCAAUCACCAUCACAUUCUUCUCAGAGUUUGUCAUAUUACUUGCUGCAGCUAGUUAUUUCGGGUAAGGCCAUUCCCCCUUUUUUUUCGUUUAGCGUCGAAUGCGUUUCCUGAUAUUGGGUCGGUGGCUCGGAAAAAAAAAAUAUCACAAGAAGUCUCGGAAUAGGAGGCCCUGACGUAAAACGUUACCAUUUACAAUUUGGGUGAACAAAAUGCACAAUAUGUGAAAGGUUUGAACCCAGGAGUCAUUUCAAUAGUAGAUUGCAGAGUUUCAUCGUCCGGGUGAAUGUAGUCCUGAAUGCACUCGAUCGCAAGAUCAGCCGCCAUGUUUGUUGUUUCCCCGGCUUCCACGUGACUUUGCCACAUGCGCGAUUUGAUUUACAUUGUCACAUGCGGCUUUUGAACCAAUAGAAUAGUGUAAAAUAAACUUUCGUUGAACAGUUCAAAUUCACGCGGACUUCUCAAGCAAUACAGCGUUGCCUGUCUUUCUAUUCAGCUGUUCUAUUACGAUUUAUACCUUUGUUAUUUUCGAGAGACAGUGAUCAUUUGCGAUAUUCUUCACAUAAAGCCUGUUUCCAAGUCAUCAACUCAGCUGGAUUGCAGAAAGGUAUGUUCUUCUUGAUAUCGUGGUUCGUUUACUUACUUUGGUUUUUUAAUAACUUUGCGUAAGCUUAAAACCUCAAAGAUAAAUCUUAAAAUUUAAGAUGCAUGCACAGAUAUGCCAUUGAUUGAUUCCUUUUUGUUUACUGCAGAAAUAACUGUACUCUUUGUUGCACAUCGUCUUCAUUAAUGGAAUAAUCUUAAGUAGCCAGAUCUUGAGCUGUGCAGGCAAACAUUUCUUUUACACCAAUAUAGGUCGGUGAUGUGACCUUAGCAUGUCCAUAAUUCAGUAAUUUGGCUUGUUGUACAGCUGAGUUAAUAUGUUAGAUCUUUGGGGUUACUGUACUUUUCAGGUGACAGCACUUGACAAAGCAGUGGUCACUAUAAUUUAUUAUUUAAUAUUCUACUACAUUUCAAAUGACAAAUGAUUUUCCUUUUGAAAUUUUUACAGUCAAAAACUCUUGUUUUACAUCUAUACAUAAUUAUCGUUCAGUGAUAUUGUGAAGUCUUAAUUUGGUUCAUUUUGCAAGUGACGGCAUAAGUUUGCCAGAUCUUGAAGCAUAUGUGUCAUUCUGAGUGACCAGUGUAUUAUUGUUCCACAUUUAAAUGACAAAUGAUUCUUAUUUCAUAAAUUGUACCAUCCAAAACUCUUAUGGCUUAUACAUAUGGCUCAGUGAUACUGUGAGAUCUUAAUUUUGGUUCAUUUUGCGAGUGACGGCACUUGCCAGAUCUUGGAGCCUACAGUAUGUGUCAUUCUGAGUGACCACUGUAUUAUUGUUCCACAUUUAAAUGACAAGUGAUUCUUCUUUCAUAAAUUGUACCAUCCAAAACUCUUAUGGUUUGUACAUAUGGUUCAGUGAUAUUGUGAGAUCUUAAUUUUGGCUCAUUUUGCGAGUGACGGCAUUUUUUUCAUUUUGCGAGUGAAGCCUAUGUGUCAUUCUGAGUGACCACUGUAUUAUUGUUCCACAUUUAAAUGACAAGUGAUUCUUCUUUCAUAAAUUGAAACCAUCCAAAACUCUUAUGGUUUAUACAUAUGGUUCAGUGCUAUUGUGAGAUCUUAAUUUUGGUUCAUUUUGCGAGUGACGGCGUAUGCCAGAUCUUGAAGCCUAUGUGUCAUUCUGAGUGACCACCGUAUUAUUGUUCCACAUUUAAAUGACAAGUGAUUCUUCUUUCAUAAAUUGUACCAUCCAAAACUCUUAUGCUUUAUAAAUAUGGUUCAGUAAUAUUGUGAGAUCUUAAUUUUGGCUCAUUUUGCGAGUGACGGCACUUGCCAGAUCUUGAAGCCUGUUUGUCAUUCUGAGUGACCACCGUAUUAUUGUUCCACAUUUAAAUGACAAUUGAUUCUUCUUUCAUAAAUUGUACCAUCCAAAACUCUCGUGGUUUAUAGAUAUGGUUCAGUGAUAUUGUGAGAUCUUAAUUUUGGUUCAUUUUAUGGUGACGGCGUAUGCCAGAUCUUGAAGCCUAUGUGUCAUUCUGAGUGACCACCGUAUUAUUGUUCCACAUUUAAAUGACAAGUGAUUCUUCUUUCAUAAAUUGUACCAUCCAAACCUCUUAUGCUUUAUAAAUAUGGUUCAGUGAUAUUGUGAGAUCUUAAUUUUGGCUCAUUUUGCGAGUGACGGCACUUGCCAGAUCUUGAAGCAUAAGUGUCAUUCCAAGUGACCACUGUAUUACUGUUCCACAUUUUAAAUGACAAUACCUCAUUAUUUAUACCUUUUGUACAGCUCAAUGAUGUAGAGGGAUCUUUGUUAGUUCAUUUUGCAAGUAAAUGCUUUGGCUUUAUCAUGCCAAAUAACCACAAUUAAUUAAUUAUUGUUCUAAGCAACAUGUGGGUUGCCUUAAUGUUAUGUUUCUCAGGUUCUGACCGGUUUUACGGUUUAUGUGAACAGUUGAGUCAUGGCUGUGCUCUGUUAGAGCCUGGUGACCUGUGGGACACUAUCAGUUCUGCUCUUGAAUGACAGGGGAAUUAAUUUAUUUCAGUUUUUAUUUACACUUGAAAGAGUCUUAAUGAAACAAAUGCAGAUUCAACAGAAAGAGGCAUUUCUGCUCUCUACUUUAACACCUGUUCCAAAAAACAUAUUAUAUAUUUAAUGAAAAAGUUAGUAGGAAUAAAAUGCAGGGAGAAAUUUUUCUCACAAAUAUCCUCAGACUGUUCCUUUGAUUAAGAGAGUGUUUUCAGCUUUUAGAAUCGUGUCAUUGUUCUGCAACCCAAUCAUUUACACUGAGCAUGAGCAGUACAUGCUUGUUUACCAACUGUGGGUUACUUGUUGGCUGCUAAAUCAUGGCUCUUCAUUUUUCUUUCAGAAAAAAAAUUAAAGGGCCAAUAUGCUCUGAGGGAGUCAACUAGCAUCAGUUAGUUAGACAAGGACAAGUACCUUGCAUGUAUGUCCGUUGCAUAUAUGUCAUCAGAGGAGUCUUUGUCUGAAACAGCUGUAUCAGAGUGGCAUGAAGGUAAUUCUUCAGGUUCAGGUGAGGACCUCCCAAACAGGGAAAAUCUCUGUGUAAGGCCACUUUCCUGGCAGAGCAUUGAGGUUAAUGGUUUAAUAGCCCAGUUAGACCGCAAAGUUGCAUGGUGUCAAAGCCAAUGAAGUGAAAAUAAUGGUAAUAGAGCACACAGUGACACCAGCAUCAAACCAAGGAGCACCAGAGUUUGAGUUUGAGUUUGAGUUUGCUCUGGCACCCACCACUUACAAUAGAAAAAGGAACUUGAUCAUAAGCAUAACCAGGGUUGUCAUUAAGAGCCGGGGGCCGGGGAUUUUCCCCGGCUACUAAGAGAGUGGCCCCCGGCUACUUUUAUUGGAAAAUAGAAGAAAAAUAGAACCAAAAGAAAUCCCUAGCCGUUUGAUUCCCCGCCUACUUGUUGUAUUUACCCGGCAACUUGAAAUCUUAGUGACAACCCUGAUAACACAGAUAAUUUUUUGAAGAACAUCAAGGCUGUGCUCUAAGGAAAAUUGAAGGGAGCCCAGUCCUCUGAAUCUGUAAAAUCUAGGGUGCCCAGCGUAUGAUUUGCAUGAAAAAUCUGUGAUUUUCUAGUCGCCCGAGGGCAAAAGUUGGGCACCAGGGGCCACUGGGCUCUGCUAGAGCACAGCCCUGAACAUUCAGAAAAGAAGAAGACAUUUUAGAUAAAAAUUUACAAAAAAAUAAUAACACUCAAGUUGAAGUUGACAUGUAUCAUGAUUCAGUUCCUUUUCAGUUAAGUUCCUAGAAUCAUAUUUACUCAGUAGACAAUUGCACAAUUUUUUGAGUUUUGAUGAAGACCUACCAUGUAGUAAGUGAAUAUCCUUUGACACCCGUGGGAAGGAGCCACAUUAAAACUAGGUAAAUUACCAAAUCUCAAAGUGAUUUGUCACAAUCCAAUGAAAAUCUUGCCUGUGUUGCAGACACUCUAAACCUUCUGUAUAGAGCAGCCGUCUGAGAAUUAGUGCACAAUAUCAUGUUUGAAUCCCACAGGGUCACAAAGACAUGCAUGUAUGUCAGUGUUUUGUGAUUGGCUAGGUUCUUACGCUGUUUGUGAUUAGUCCGAUUUGAAAUAAAGUGUUGACACAAAGUCACAUAAUCUCAAUGACCUUUGUAUGGUAUGGUGGAGCCACAAACUUUCCCUUACCAGACAAAUGUCUGCAAAAUUUGCCAUCUUUGCAGAGCUGUCCUCGUUAGUUUGCACCGAAUCACUCUGUAACUUGGCAACUUUACUGAAUUUUAAAAACCUUCCAUCUAGUAGCCUGUAAAUGCAGCUGUAUUUUCAGUCGUCGUGUCCAUUCACCCAACAUAUGUAAUUGGAGAUACAUCUGCAUCCACUUUCCGCACUGGUGACAGAUCCUAGGGCUACCCCAAGCACUGCCUUAAAAAGUGCCACUCCGAGGACUAAAUCUAGCCAAUACACCCCAUAGUAGAGUAAUUACUGGACUCCAAAUGCCAUCAUCCUAUUUUGUUCUUGGCAUAUUUUAUGAAAAAAGAGUGCAGUUAUGUUUUAUGCAAAAAAAAAAUACUGUGUGUGAUAACAGUUUUUUGAUAAGCAUGGCUUAAAUUUUAAUCACCUGCAUGCCAAUAACAAUAAUAAUGAUGAUGAAUUAAAGACGUUCUACAGAGCUUUCAUAGUGUAUAGAUUGUGUUUAGAUAAUUUGGAUAUUUAAUCAGUCCAAUACUGCAAGCAAAACAGCUGAUCAUGUGAAUCAGAAAAAAAUUGCUCAAAUUUUUAGCAAAUAAUUUGAUUUUAGUAGAAAAAAUAAAUGUAAUAAAUUAUUUAUGGUCAUAUAAUAAUACAAGAAUUUCACCAAAUCAUAUUAUUUACAGUGAUAUAAUAAUAAUAAUAAUAAUAAUAAUAAUAAUAAUAAUAAUAAUAAUAAUAAUAAUAAUAAUAAUACAAGUAUUUAACCAAAUCAGUGGAUAGCAGAUUUGCUUUCAUAACUUGAAACGCUUUUGGCUACCUAUAGGAUGAGAGUAAAAUUGGGGUGUCAUUUCAUGCUAGUUUUAGAAGUUUAGCAGUAAAUGAAGCACCUGUAUAAUAAAAUACAUGUACAUGCUAAAAAGGUGACAAAAUUAACCUUAUAAGUGUUUACUGCUGGGUAAAAAUAUAUCAAAGUCGUACCCAAAUCAUAGAAAUGCACAGAGCUUUCGCAUAGUAACUCAUUUUAUUUACAAGAAAUAUUUUUAUAUAACUGAUCUGGUUAAAAAUGAAUCAUACAGAUGAAUCUCCCCUUGGGGUAAGUGAAUAGCACUACGUACACUAUAUAAUAUUAUUCACUGCCUAUUUUGGGUAGUGGAUAAUAUUUAUCAGAUGAAAACAAGUUCUUAUAAAUAAUAAUUAGAGGAAUAUCGCUUAUCACAAUAAUUUGAGGCUAAUUUUAUUUCCUGUGGUUGAUGUUCUGUCCAUUAGUAAGGAUGUUACAUCUACAUUGGGAGUGAUGUGUACGUGUUGUCAUCGUACAACCAUUUGCCAAUAGUAUCAAUUGAAUCUAGAAAGAGUAUAUUUGAAGUAUACCACUCAAAUGGAGUUACGUUUUACCUGUACCAACCUUAGAUAAUUAUGAACCAGCUAGUGUUGACUUGCACUUUCAAACCCAAUGUACAUUCUUAUACACUUAUGAAUUUAGAUAGUUUCACAUUUUAUGUGCUUUUUAUUUAAAGGCAUAUAUUUUGUGAUACAUGCAGUGCCCUGCAGAGGCCAAUGGAACUUUCUUUUAAUUUAUCUUGCUUUUUAUUGUACAGUGUAUAUUAAAGAUAAUAAAGUCAUUUUAUUCUUGAAAUUUUGUUUGGUGUUUAAAUUGUUUGUCAGUCAUUUAUGGUACCAAAUAAAAAUAAGAAGCAUGUGGAUAAUGAUGCUUUGAUCAAAUUUGCUAUCUUGAGCGAAAGUGUAAAAAAGUGAUAUUUUAAUCAACUUUGUUUACCUUACGUAAAGUAUGGAAAACUGCUAUCAUGGCAAUGUUUGCUAUCCUGAGCAAAGAUACAGAAGAACUGAUAUUUGAUCACUUUUGCUACAGUGGGGAAAAGUAUGGGAAACUACUGUUUUGAUCAUAUCUGCCAUCCUGAGCAAAAUUGAGAAUAAAGUGGUAUUUGGCCAAAUUUGCUACCCUGAGCAAAACAGUGGCAAACGCCUAUUUUGAUCAUAUUUGCCACACUGAGCAAAGAUACGGAAGAAGUGAUAAUUUGACCUCAUUUACUACACUGGGCGAUACACAAAUAAGGUGAAUUUUUGCUCAGAUUUACUAUCCUGGGCAAAACUGUUGAAAAAUGAGUUUUGGUCACUUUUGCUACAUUGAGCAAAAAUGUGGCAAAUUAGUACUUUGACCGAAUUUGCUAUAGAGAGCAAAAGCAUUCAAAAAUUCAUCUUCGAUCGCUUUUGCCCAUUUGGGCAAAAACCUGACAAAUGUCAGUUUUGCUAUCAAGUUUGACACCCCUGUAAAUGCCUUGAUAAAGUAAAGGUUAUCCUUGUUUUUACACACGGGGCAAAUUUGAGGCAAAUUCGGCAUUUACCACCUUUGCCACUAAUGCAAAAUUAUGGCAAAGUUGGUCCUAUGUCAUGUGGCAAAAUUGAGCAAGUUACCGUAUUUAUUCGAUUAACCGCCCUGGGCGCUUAUUAAAUUUUUGGACCUUGAGAGUGGGCGCUUAUUCGAGAUGGGCGUUUAUUCGAGGCUGGGCGCUUAUUAAAUUUUCACCAUUUUCAGAAAGUGAAGUAUGUUUAUUUUGCAACAAAACAAUAAAUGCUAAUGACAAAACGCGAAGAAGUAACAAAGCAGGUUUCUGUAAAAUACUCUGAAGAAAACUCCGUCCUCUGGGAAGUCUCUUAUUAGAAUGUCUUCACUCAAGUGGGUGGGGUAGGGGUGAACGCUUAUUUUGAGUUUGAUUGAGAAGGGGAGGGGUGGGCGCUUAUUCGAGGCUGGGCGCUUAUUAACUUUUUCUACCUUUAGGAUGGGCGCUUAUUCGAGGUGGGCGCUAAUUCGAGGUUGGGCGCUUAUUCGAAUAAAUACGGUAAGCAAAUGUGGCAUUUGCAGAUGAUUUGCUCCAAAUUUGCUAUAGAGGUAAAUCCGUUUUUUCGUCCAGUGAUAUGGCUUAGAAGAAAUAUCAUAUCGGGUGUAAACAGUGGCUUCAGUGAGACAUUCAAUACAGGCCGCAGUUUACUGCCCAAGACUUCCGGACUGUCUGAUCUGUCGUAACAACUCGGCUUAGCAACGAAGCCGGUGACAUCCCUGGUCACACCUCCCGUAAGCGACCACCACAAAUACAAAGGUUCACUGGUCGCUUUUUUUUACGGAAAUUGACCAACUAGAGUCUCCUCCUAGAAGCUUGAGGUCCAGUCACAUCUACGUCUUGAAUUAGGAGAGGAUUCUUUACACUGUUUACUCGAGUUUAUAUUACAUUUUCUAAGUAAAGAUAUGAGUAGUUGCCGCUAAAUUGCCUUCUCUUGGAAGUAUAGUACAUACAGCAAACAGAGAUCAAAUCAUCGCUUAUGCCAAGGCUAAACGUCGAAAUUUUUCGGGUAACGAAGCCCCCUGCAAUUAACUUAGGCCUCGGCCAAACGUCGAACUUUUCAUGAAUCGAACCAAACUUAGGCUUUGGAGGUUAGUUUAUGAAAGUUCGACUUCUGGCUUAGUCAAGUUCGUCUGAGUGAGUUUAGAUCGUCCAACAGGAAACAAACGAAAAUUCUAAAGCCGAGGCGGUCGUUUGCGAGAGGUUCCAACUGAAGUGAUCUCACUGGGAAUAUUUUUGGAUAGGUGGUCGCUUAAAGUGCACAUAGUGUAUUCGCAUAUCAGCCGCAAAUUUGUUAAAGAAUAGAAUAAAAAAAGAAAAAUUGCCAUAAACGAUGCCGCAAAUUGUUUUCGAUUUGAGAUAAAUCUAUUAUUUAUUUUUUUUUUACAGAUUUUUAAAUAUGUAGAACUAUCAUAUUAGGCCGUGACAUUUUUGGCCUGGGGCGAGUGACGUAUUUUGAGGCAUUGUUCUCCUUACGGUCCAGCACGCAUGUCAGAGUUCGAGGUCGUAUGGGACUGGGUCUCUUAAAAAGUGAAUCCAAGCGGUUUCAAUUCGCCACUCUGAGGUUGCGUGGGAGACCAGGUCGAGAUGGUUGUCAAAGUGCAUUGUGGGACUGUUUUGGGGAUCGAAUUUGCCGCCAUGUUGAAAAUGCGUCUCCUAAAACAGUCCCACAAUGCACUUUGACAACCAUCUCGACCCGCUCUCCCGCUCAAGGAUUGUAUCUUUGAGGAAAACGAGCCGUACGGUACGGAGGAAAAGGGAAAAAAAUUAAAUAUUAUCAAAGAUCGCUGCAAGCUUUCCUUUCUUUCCCGUUUACGUAAACCACGCGUCUCCUCUCGCGUUGUGUGCGUCUUUCUCGCAUGUGAACCCUCACUGAGAAAUCCACUCUGUCCCAAUGGUUGUUCGCUAUCCACUUUGAAACCGCAUUCAGGUUAUUCUAAGGAAACCAUCCGUGAGGUAGUCUUAAGUACGGGGGUGUACUCACAAUCGGAUGGCCUAUAUACGGGGAGGCUCCGCCUGAAAGGGGUACACGGCCUUUUCCGGCUUCAGGUAAAUGAAACUAUAAAAGGGUAGGGAUUUUGGACUCGGAAAUGUGUCAUUUCGGUUUGUAAAACUAAGCCCAGCCCAAGGGCUAACCGAUCUUUUUUUUAUGGCUGUGAAAAAUUAUAGAAAACGUUCCGGUUUUGUGAUUUGUUCGCAUUUUAAAGACAAUGCAUUUACAGCCGUUUUGUAAGAGAUGCAAAGAUCUGAACCAGAUAUGUGAAAGGGGUACGCUUUAUUGAUAGAAGGUAUACGAAAGGGUCGCCCUUUCUGUCAAAAAUGGUAUUAAAAAAAGUAAGGGGUGAGACCUCGGGGCGGUGCCUCCCCGUAUAAAACUUUGUUGAGUACCCCCCCGGCUCCUUUUUCUGUUCUUCUUUUAGGUCCCUUGGAUCGUGGGUGUCAGGAGUUGAUUAUUCCGGCUUGUAAAGACUUGGGUGUUUACUCACACACUCUUUUGUCGGAGUCGGUUCAGAAGCAUCUAUACCUGACUCUUUGGAGAAAAUCUUACAACAAAAGUGACCUGCAAAGGGAUUUUCCAAAGAUGUUCGAAAACACUUUUGCAAAGUAUCCGAAGUGUCGAAGAAAUGCAGAGACGUUAUUUUGUGGCGAUAUGUUUCCCCCGUGUUUUCUGCAUGAAACCAAGGCCGUUUAUAAGACUCCUUGUAGAUCGCUGUGUAAUGACAUCGCCAGAGAAUGCCCGGGAUAUUUCAGGUAAAGCUUUGAUUAAGUACCGUGAAGUUUCGAAAGUAACGACCCUCGUUACUUUCGGAUUUAGCACAACCUCGUCCCCAGGGCGCUUUUCUCCACCUCCAAAGCCAGGGAAAAGCGCCCUGGGGACGAGGUUGGAUUUAGCAGCCUUUUCGCUACUUUCAGAGGGUCGCUAUGUAGGAUAGCUAAAACGCUGGUGUGCUGUCACGCAUGGGCCGCUGGUUAUGGUGAUAACAUGAUCGCGACCAUGUGAAAACGCUUUUUAUUUGGAGAAACGUAUUUCAUGUUUCAAAAGAAUUGUGUGAUUAACGUGUCGUAUUAACGUUUCGAUUAACGUUUCGUAUUCCCAGACGAAAGGAAGACUUCAAGUAAAGUAUCUUUUUGGGUUACAUAAAGGAUUUUAUAAAAUAACUAACUAAGAUAGUGCGCGCGUUCUGAUUGUUUAAAAACCUAUGGUUUAUUGUGCCGGUAAACUCAUAGAAAACUCCAUUUUACUUAAAGUUAUUUUAUAAACGCAAUAGACCCCCGGGAAUAGACCACACUUUCUAUGGGUUGACCGGCGUGAUAACCCACGCGGGAUGUUGGGGGAGCACUCGAAAAGCUUCAAUGUAAAUCACUCGCCUUCGGCUCAUGAUUUACAAGCUUUUCUCCUGUUCUCCGAACAUCCCGCGUGGGUUAUCACGCCGGUGAAUCCAUAGAAAGUGUGGUCUACUGGUUAAAUAACCGUUAAAAGUAAACCUCGGAUCACUAAGGUAAAUUUUGUUGUCUCUAUAAAUUUCCUUUUCAGUCCGGCACAGUUAUCAAAGUCGAUAACCUGGACAAAAACAAACUAUUAGCCAAUCAAACUUUAAGCAAAAAGGGAAACUACUUUAGAGGUCGCUACUAUACUUUCGCAGGGUCCUUAUUUUCGGGGCGUCGCUACUUUUGGAAUUUGUUAACACUUGCGGAAUUUCAUCGCUAUAACAAAAAGGGACAUAACUUUAAUUUAAAGUGACUACUUUAGGAAAGUCGUUAUUUUCGAAACGUGUUACGGUAGUAUCUUAUGGAGCGUUUUCACAUGACGUCAUGUUGUUCCAAAACAAUGAAGCAACGGCUAUGUUGGUGUUUCAAGCCAGUUGUACGGGUGUGUGAACUGAACCUGUCUCUCAUAUAAAAAAAACUUUCUUAUGUUCCAGUAAAUUAGCAUAGUUGCUGGUUACGUGAGUGAAAAGGCUCCAUUGGCUGUUUCUAGAUAGGAGUUUUAAUUAAAUGUCAAUCUGGGACGAACUUGGACAAUAGAUUGACUAAAUGUUGUAGCUGAAGAGGGUCGCAGUGGCGAAGUGAUUUUGGCGAUAAACGCACGGUCAAUAUCCUGGUCUAACGCAAUUAAUGGUUAACCUUUUUUUUCGUUAUGGUUAGCAGAAUUCUUACAAUGCAAAAUUAUUUGUUUUAUAACAAGCGAAAAUAGGACCCGCCCGAUUUGUUUUGUUUGUUUAUUUUCCUUUCAGUAAUGACCUCAAUGAUGCAGAAUAUUGUGGUUUCCUUCCAGAGGGAGACACGGGCGAUUUGUUUUGUGACAUAAAGGAAUGGCCUUCUCCAUUUCAUUGGCUCGAUUAUUUAGGUCAGUGAUUGUUACAUUAUUGUAUGAGUGUGGUUUAUAUGGUCACAUGCAAGAAGACGCACCAUGACUCUCGCGAGUAUUUCCAGCAGAUCAGAAGUGCUGUUUUCAGGCAAUUUAGAAUAUUAAAUAUGUUCCGCGCUGCAAGUUCUUAAACCUAACCGAGGCCUUCCAGUUCUUUGAAUUUCCAUUAAGGUGUUUUCAUAUUAGAUCGGAGGGGUAACCUUAGUAACUUGUAACCAUCAAAGAUUACAGGGUGUGUACAGCAAAUCUCGAUCUCAGGCUCUCUCUCUCUCUUUGGCAAGUCGGUGAUGAUGACAUUCACCCCAGAAAAAUGGGCGGGAAUGUGAUACCAGAUACGUGUUCCAUGAUCCGUUCACCAGUUGUCCUUUGUCCCAUACACUACUGCUCACUCCAGUUGUAUUAGGGCUGUGUUCUUCUACAUCGAAGGCAAAACAUGAGACCCUUAUGUAGUCAAUGCUAUAUGACAAAAGGCAACCCCCUCCAGGAUGCAAUGACAAUUCCUUAUUGGACUGUCAUCCUCACAUUAUAAAGGCGUAGUCCAGGAUUGUUUUACGACGCCAAAGGAGUUCUUGUAAUAAAAUUUGCAAAAAUGUGAAUUUACUUGCGCAACGCUAGCAUUACGCCAGAAAUGGUUGGAGAUGACCCUUCCAGGCUGUCCUUUUACUAUAGCAACAGCCAGUUUAUCGAAAAUAAGUUACCCAUUUCAGCUGUAGGUGUCCGAUCAACUCAGUGUCAACUUUGCUUUUGGUUUUAACUUUUGUUUUCCACAGAUCUCCCGACAACAACGUCACCACCAUCCAAGGAACCAAAUAAGCAGGGCCCCAAAGGGUGGGUCAUUGCUGUGGCAGUGCUGUCGUGCCUGGCAGUUGUGGGGCUCGUCUUGGGGGGCUUAAUUUGGUGGAAGUGGCGAAGGACAUCACCUGGAGUGGCGUACGAGAAACAGCACGAUGAAGAAGGCGCUCAAUAG
This is a messenger RNA of Porites lobata, 13450 nucleotides long. The record is from the annotation of a GenBank genome assembly. NCBI's taxonomy places the organism in Eukaryota, Metazoa, Cnidaria, Anthozoa, Scleractinia, Poritidae.